This is a messenger RNA of Caenorhabditis auriculariae, 7670 nucleotides long. Lineage: Eukaryota; Metazoa; Nematoda; Chromadorea; Rhabditida; Rhabditidae. The record is from the annotation of a GenBank genome assembly.
AUGUUAGCGACCAUAUGGUCAGGGCUCGACACGAGCGACAUCGUCGUUCUGACGCUUCUUCUCAUGGGCGCCGUCGCCUUUCUCAUCUCCAAAAUUUUCGGCGCCUCUAAUCAAUCAAAGUUCGUGGAUUUUUUUGUCCUCUUUCAUGAUUUUGAAGUCUUUUUUUAAAUGAGACUCUAAAGUUUUUGUUUAAUUAGCUUUGCCAGAAGGACUUCGAGGUAUUGAAAGUCACGGCGAAAUGUGAUUCUUUGAGGGAAAGAGGGAAUAAUUACUCGGGUCGAAGAAGAAGUAUUGAAUUGAGCCUUAUGCUUCAAUUAAACCUUGGGAGAAAAAAUUGAAAAAUGAUAUAAUAAUUAUUCAGUAACCCGGCAGUGAAAAUGGAAUCUUUAAAAAAAAAAGUUCGAAAAAGAGAAAAAUUCGUAAAAUACUGAACAAAACUACACCUUUAAACGGCUCAUUGCUGUUUUUUUGAUGUUUAAAUUUCUCCUUUUUUUGAAAAUUGGUUCUGUCAGAGAUCUUUUGAUCCCUCGAACUUUAUUGUUAAUCGUAUUGAAUGAAUGAUGAAAAUGAAUGAAUCUCUCUGUGAAGCUAAACUAAACUUAUUAGGCAUCAAAAAAUUCAACCGCGGCUCAAGUUUAUGAAAAAAGCUCCCUCGAGGAAAAAUUUGACAAUCAAGAUUUUAAAAAUAAUAAUUUCCAGCCGAUACACGCCAAAGGUAGCGACAGUCGCCCCAACGUUAAAACCGACGCACAACCAGUCGUUCAUCGACAGAAUGUUGAAUGAAAAUCGCCAGGUCUUGAUCAUGUACGGCUCGCAAACCGGAACUGCCGAGGAGAUGUCCGGAAGAUUGGCCAAGGAUCUCUCUAGGUUCAGAAAAUAUUCAAUUUAGGGAAUAAAUGAUUCUGAUCGCAGGUAUUCGAAGAAGGCUGUCGUCGUGGAUCCCGAAGACAUCGAGGUCGACGAUUUGGCCAGGCUCAAAGGUUAAUCUGUUCGAAAUAACUUUUCUUCCUCAAAAAAAUUCCUGCGAUGAUCAAAAAGGCAAUGGACAUUCUGAAAAUCUUUGUGAUCUUCGUUUUUUACGACAAAGGGUACUGUAGGUGAAAAUCUGCAUUUAGCGUGCGCACUUUGCGUGUUUGCAAACUUUGAGUCACCGCGUUUUUCAUUUCACACGCCAAAUGCGGACUUUUGCAUACAGUACCCUUUGGUAAAGGAAAAAAAUGGCUCUUCUCGUAGCAUCUGUUUUCAGGUUUUUUUCAAAUUUUGUCCGUUUUUUUGAAACUCCAGGACAUAGUCCAUCCACCGCUAACAGUAGUUUUCAAGGAUCAGCUGAUGAUCAAGAAUGAAAAAUAGUAUUCAUAUGAUGAGUAGUACGAAAACAAAAGGACAAAGUUCCAUUACCUGAUUGCUAAACUAAUGUUUGGUCAAAGUAGUCAUAAGUGGUUUGAUCAAAUGAUUCGCUACGGAAGAGAUGAAAACAGUCCUUAUCGUCUGGUUUUAAUGACGACGUUUUGUAGUUUGUUUUGACGGUUUUGAAGGUUACGGCGAAUAAUUUUUUUACUCGAAUUGAAAACAAAACGCUCAAUAAGUUUAAAGUUUCACGGGCAAAAAGAAAAUCGAAAAAUUUAUGAAAAAAAUAUUGAAUUUUGUUUUUUUUGCGAGGAGCACAGUAACGUAAGACCGAAAAUCUAUAUUGAAUUCAGAAAAAAAGUUUUUGCACAGAAGAUAGAGAAAAGCUUUUUUUUUCUCUGAAGUGAUAACCUAGGUGCUUUAGAUAUUGAUAAAUCCAAAGAAGAAGCAGAAAAAAAUAAAUUAUUUUGAAGUGCAAUAAGACAGUUCCUUACAAGAAAGGUCAUUUCCCUUUACGGCUGGGAAUUUCCUGAAAAUUGGCCAGAACACUUAUUGGUAUAGCAAAGAAAGUUUCUAAAAGUCUCAAUCUUUGAUAAAUCCUGUUUUUUGAGGAAGGACCUUUCAUAGUUUAAAAAAAAACCUCAAAAUCUUUCGAAAUAGGCCAUUUUUGGGGUUUUGAACCUUCUUUCUCGAAAACUAGAAAGUUGUGCAGGUUUCAGAAUUUUUUUCUGGCCAAUUUCGGGGGGUUUCCUAACCGCAAAAUGAAACGCGAAAAAUGACCUUCUUGACUCCAAGCAAAUUUGAAACCCUGCGUUCAUUUUUUUUCCUUGUAAGCAAGCCUGCUCGAAAAUCGCAACUAUUUCCUGAAACAUAUUAUUGUCGCGCUCUUUCCGCAUCAAUCAAGAAGUUUAAGACGUGCCGGACGCGUUGCUGGUGCUGUGUCUGGCGACGUACGGCGAGGGCGACCCGACGGAUAACGCGAUAACGCUCAUCGACUACCUGAAGGGCGGCGACGCCGACCUGACCGGCGUCCGAUUUGCCGUUGGUUUUUGGAUUCGUUGGUCGAAUUCGUUGCGUCACGCGACGACGUACUCUAACCGCCUAAUUUGAACUAAGAUAGGGCCAGAAAACAGCGGAGUACCUUCAGAAAUCGGAAAGAUUAGACUUCUUCGGGGUCGUCAGGAGAUUUAAGGAAAAAGGACGUCCUUUGAACUGAAUUUUUUAGAAUAUCUAGUUAUAAUCUCUGAAAAAAAUUUCCCUUGGAACUUGAGGUUUUUUUUUGGAUUGCCUGAAAAAUCAAAUUCUAUUCUGAAAAUCGUUAAAUCCACAACAAAAUUUUUCAAGUAAAUGAGCUGCAAAACAUUUUUUUUUCAAAUUAUUUAAAAAAGAGAUUUUAGAUCUGUCAGUUUUGCAAAAGAAUUAGAGGGUAUUGAGAUUUUUAAGAUUUUUAUAAGGAAUUUUUUAAAAUUUGAAAAGUUCAAUUGAAAUCAAAUUUUUUUAAAUUUUUGACACAGUUCUACGUGGAAUUAUCUUCCUUGUCAGUUUCACUUCAUAAUUUUUUUUCAAAUUUUUAUGCUUAUCAAAAUGCCGAACUUCACCUUUUCUAGGUAUUCGGACUUGGCAACAAAACCUAUGAACAUUUCAAUGCGGUCGGAAAACAAAUGGACGCGCAAUUGGAGAAACUCGGCGCCAAGCGAAUCUUCCCCCUUGGUCUUGGAGACGAUGACGCCAAUCUGGAAGAAGAUUUCAUGAGGUUCCGUCAAAAAUUGACUUUCCAAUAAAGUAUUCUUUUGAAGAUGGCGAGAAGCCUUUUUGCCCAAACUCGCCGAAGAGUUCAGCUGGGAACUGAAUACGGAGGCCGAAACUAUGCGACAGUAUCGUCUGGAGCCCGUAGAGCCCGGAAAGGCUCUUUUCAAGGUGAUUUAUUAGGAUUAGAGAUGAAAUAUGUAAACUCCUAACGUUUGAAAAUUGGUACUUUUCUAAAUUGAUCUUAAAACUCGGGAAUUUUUUUUAUUUGUUCAAAUUUAUGCUCUUUAUACCCACGCAAAAUUGAACAAGUAAGAUUUUAAUUUUUGAAAAAAAGUUUCUUUAUCUAAAUAAAAAGAUGACUCAAGGAAGUUGACAACAGUAGGAAGCUGGAAAGUUGGCAUUUUCCUAAUUCCAAUCGUGCCCUAGCACCCGAAAAGGUCGAAUUCCUUAGGGUCACUGGAACUCUUCACUUGUAAACAACUAGAGAUAAGAUUUUAAGGUCGUUUUAAGGUUUUGUGUUCUUUCCAUUUUUAACUCACAAAAAACAUCAGAAAUCAUGUCAUAGAAAUAACCUGUAUGAUUUAUAAUCAGAAUUUCUUAACUUGUUUCUUUUUUUUCAUCUCAUCUCAUUUUUCUAUUCGGACUUUCUCAAUUCUUCCUUUCAGGGAGAGUUUGGAAGACUCGGUGCAUUCGAAAGACCGAGACCGCCGUACGACGUGAAGAAUCCCUACCUGGCCAAAGUGACGGUCAAUCGCGAAUUGCACACCGUUGGCAAGAGCGACCGAAGCUGUCGUCACAUCGAAUUCAGCGUCGAAGGUUCAGUUUUCUUUCUUUAAUAACUUCGCUGUUUCGGCUUUGAUGUAGAUAAGAAAUCGGUCUAUGCUUUAUAAUCAAGUUUAUCUAGUUAAGAUUUGUAGGAAAAAAAUUGAUUAAUACGUAGAAGACUUUCACGCCUGGUUCGCAUCUCCUCCUUAUUUUUGGCUUUUGAGAAAUUUGAGUGCUUGAACGUCUAAACAAACGGAAGCAAUUUUACGUUUUUCAUUUUUUUUAAACCCAAAGGAAGUCGCAUGAUAAUUUUUUUUCUUUUAUUUUGUACUUGUCCUUUUUUUUUUUAAAGUCGCGGCGCGUCUUUUGGUCCGAAAUUCCAGCUCGAACUCUUUUUUUUCAGAUGGUUUUCUGUAUUUUUUGUGAUAUGUUAAUUUCAGGUAUACGAAUUAUAAGAAUAAGCCUGUAUUUUUCGUUAUUUUUUUCCACACUUAAGGCCGUUUUUUUCCCGCCAAAAGUUGAGUCGUAAUCGUAACAAGUCACUAAAGUAGAUUCGCGUCUAUCUAUUAUCCAAUCAAUACAAACUGACUAUAGAAAAAAACGAUUUCUUAUCAUAAAAAUUAAUCCAAAUCGUCUUUUUUCACCUUUUUAAAUUGAAAACUUUGCAGGAUCGCGGAUCCGAUACGACGCCGGCGACCAUCUGGCCGUCUUCCCGACCAACGACGCCGACCUGGUCAACGCCGUCGUCAAUAUCCUGGAGUUCGAUCCCGACGUCCCUUUCCGACUGAUCAACACCGACGAGGACGCCUCCAAGAGACAUCCGUUCCCCUGUCCGACCACCUACAGAACCGCCCUCACCCAUUACGUCGACAUCUGUGCGCCCGUCAAGAGUCACGUCCUCAAGGUUUUUAUAGUCGAUAUCCCAUUCUUGAAUCUUAAGGUAUUUUUGUUUGAAAGGGGCUUUUUUGGCUGCAAUUCAAAAUUUAUCACGAGAGUGGAAUUCUUAACGUUUUUAUAGGCGAUUGAAUUGUAUAAUUUAAAUUUAUAUAUAUAAAAUUUAUAUUGAAUGCAAAUCCAAGUCCUUUUUCUGAGUUAAUUGGAAGAUGUUGAUUGAAAUUAAUUAGUUCCGUGGACAGGAAACAUGGGCGAAUUUCGAUAAUAUGACGUCUUGACGCCGAAUAAGAUUUGAAAUACUUGUCGCAGCACCCCGGCGUUUCAAUCCGUGAAAAAUAUUUCAUUAAAGACAGAUUACUCAGUUUAUGAGAGGCCAGAUAAGAAACUGAAAGGUCCUGACAACAUUUUUUGUGCGAUAUCCAUUUAGAAAAGCUUUUCUUAGCAUUAAAAAACCUAGAUCAAUUUUUUUUUAUUUCUGUCGUUUUCUAGGCUAUCAGCGACUACAGUACCGAUGAAAAUGAGAAGCAACAUUUGACCCUUCUUUCGACUGCCACUGAGGAUGGACUGGUAAGGGAAUGCUUUAAAAACAAUGAAAAUGAAUUUCCGAUAAACAGCAAACUGUCAAAAUUAAAAUUUCUUUACUUUAUCUACCUUUAUAAAUUUGAUAAAAAAAUUUGGUAGACAGAUCGCUAAAUAAAUAAUUCAAAAAAAUCUGAAACUUUUUUUAGGGAAUCUGUGGGUUUUAUUAAAUUUUUCAAAAAAAUAAUAACAAAAAUGACACUUUUCGGUGAAUUUUUCUGUAAUUAGUUUUCUAUGAAGCUAUCGAAGUUUUGAGCUUGCAAAAAUCGAUUAGAAAAACCAUUGAGAUUAAUAUUCCAGAAAGAAUAUGCCAAGUACAUUGUGAAAGAACGUCGAUCGAUUGUCGAUGUCCUGCGAGAUCAUCCGACCUGCAAACCUCCGAUCGAAUAUCUUCUCGAGCUGUUGCCGCGACUUCAAGUAGAACUCUCUCAAAAUCUCAUCCAAAUGAGUUUUGCAGGCCCGGUACUACAGUAUCGCUUCUUCGCCCCGCGUGAACGAGGAAAACAUCGCGAUCUGCGCGAUCGUCACCAAAUACAGCAUUGGAGAUCGGCAGAUCAAAGGAGUCUGCACGAAUUAUCUGCUCGCCAGGGUAAAUUAUUUGGAUGAUUUGGUUCGGAAAGUCUUGGCUGAGUCUUUCUGUAUUCACAGACUCAAAACAUUUGAUUUUGAAAAAGACUCAAAAAAAUUUUUUUUUGCUCUUAUACGGAAAUUUCAGUUGAAUAUCUCUACUAUAACAUCAUGAUGCUGGAAAAAGAAAAAGCUUGUAAAACUACAGUACUUAAAAGUUCAAAAUGUUCUCCAGCUUCUUCAAUAUCUUCAAAUAAAGUAGUUUGUUAAAAAAACUUUGAAAGUCGCCUAAUUUUUUUCCAAAAAAAAUUAUUGUAUACGGUUGCUCAAGAUCAAAUCCUUUCAAAAAAAAUUUAUGGCUGAAAUCGGAUAAGUUUUUUUAAAGUAGUCACUUAAAAAAAUCUACCUUUCAAGCAUAAAAUUGAGCGGUUUUUUCAAAAAAAAAAAAAAAUUCGAAAAGGCGUCAAAUAUCUGACACUUGAAGAAGACAAAAAUGGUGUGCGGAUCUAUAUUCUUACCUUCCAGAAAUUCGAAAAACGUUGUUCAUCCCUUUAGGGACUUCUUUGACGUUUGUCAUUUGAAUCCUAGUUCUAGGUCCACCUCAAACCUUUUUCAUUACUUCUGUUAAGGACGUCGAGGCGACGGCUCCAGUCUUUGUGAGAAAGUCGACCAUGCGUCUGCCCCAUCGCCUGACGACGGCCGUCAUCAUGAUCGGACCCGGAACGGGUUUCGCGCCGUUCCGUGGCUUCCUGCAGGACCGUCAAUACCACAAGAAAGGCGGUAGGACCUCCUCGGCUUCUCCAGCAUUACUCAUUCUCCAGGCAAGGACGUCGGCGAGAUGCACCUGUACUACGGCUGCCGGCAUCCGGAGCACGACUACAUCUACGAGGAGGAGAUCAAGGAGUACCAGGCGGAGGGCGUCCUGACCCACUUGGAGUGCGCCUUUUCCCGGGUGCAGACCGACAAGGUCUACGUCCAGAACAAGCUCUGGGACACGAGGGAACGCGUCUGGGCCGCCAUUCAGGACGGGGCUCACGUCUACGUCUGCGGGUUGGUUUUCGGAGAUUCUCGAUAUUAGAUAUUAGAUUAACUUUGAACUUUUGAUGGAACUUUUCUGAAGAACUCAUACCAGAAAAUAAAGAAAAUUUCUCGCAAUCUCUGGUUUUCGAGUUAGAAGCUUCAAACCUCUCGAAUAACGCCUUUUUUCAUUAUGUUGUGUAAUUGUUAAUGGUCUAAGGAAUACAUUUUGGUAUGGCUAUGAAGAAAAUAAAUUGGGUGAAACAGUUAUAGCUUAUAUGAUGUACAUAUUUUCUUACAAUCCAUUUUUCGCUAGAUGACUUAUGAACGCUAUAAUAGAGUCACAAAUGCGACUUUCUGUUGGUUUCGUUUGGUGAAAAAUUGGAAAACGGAAAAAUUCUUGCUUCGGUAAACAAAUUUAGCAAAAAUUUGACUUUCUUGUUUUGAAGCUGCUUUCUUGUAAAAAAUUUUUGAACAAAUGUACGAAGAAAACCGGUCAACCAAAAUCCUAAUUUUUUUCAUUCAACAUCGAGAAAAUGAAACUUCAGUGACAUGGCAUUGAGUGGUUUUUUUUUCGAUAUCAAGCGAUCCAAAAAAUUUCUUUCAGUGAUGCUCGAAACAUGGCGCGCGACGUGAUGAACACUCUGCAGCGGAUCUUCCGCGAAGUCGGCGGCAAGUCUGAACCUGAUGCUCAGACUUUCUUCAAGGAGAUGGAGAAGUCGAAGCGCUACCAGGCCGAUGUCUGGUCAUAA